Molecule: messenger RNA, 783 nt
Organism: Drosophila busckii
Lineage: Eukaryota; Metazoa; Arthropoda; Insecta; Diptera; Drosophilidae
Product: tyrosine 3-monooxygenase-like
Exons: 3
Coding region: 460-783 (107 amino acids)
Source: RefSeq, a predicted model, not a curated record
CCAUGCAUUGAUUCGCUAUCAUUCGCUCUAAAGACUUGUGCCAGCCUUCUGUGGUCAAGUAGUUUGCUGCUCUGCUUUGUUGUAAUACAAUUGUAGCUGAAAAUAAAUCUAUCUAAAAGGAUAACUCUCGAAAAGUAACGAGCUUUGAGUUUUCGAGUUAACACACAACGCGUGCAAGGAUUAAAUCGACGAAACCGAUCCCAAUCACAAAUCCCGUGCUGUGCAAGAGAAAGAGAGUUCUUCUGUGCUUCAGCUUUCAAAUUCUAGACGCAAGCAGUUCAGUUUAGGAGCGAAUCCUCUUCAGGCAAUUCAGCAGUGAAAGUGCGAAACAUUUCGAGUGCUUUAUUGCAAAUCAAAUAAUAUAACCAAAACCAAAAGCAAAUAGUAUACAAGUGUUAAACACUUUGCAUAAAUUUUUGUCACCUCAACAAACUAAAAACAAAAAAAACACAAAACAAAAUGAUGGCCGUUGCAGCUGCCCAAAAGAACCGCGAAAUGUUCGCCAUCAAGAAAUCCUACAGUAUUGAGAAUGGAUAUCCAUCGCGUCGUCGCAGCCUGGUUGAUGAUGCGCGCUUCGAGAGUCUCGUGGUCAAGCAGAACAAACAAACCGUGCUCGAGGAGGCGCGCAACAAGGCUAACGACGCCUCGUUGGAGAAUGACAUCAGCAGCCAAGCGAGCAUGAUGUCGAGCCAAGAAGUUGAGCUGCAGAGAGCAGCCCACUCUGGAGUCCAUUUGAAAUGCAAUUGGGAGUGGAGUGUGCGUGUUUUGUUUUGCUUUUAUUAA